AUGGACGACUCUGGUCCAUCCUUUCCUCAUGGAGGACAUGCCCCUCCCCAACAUUGGUUUGACACAUGGGAUAACCGUGGAAGCCAAAACACAUCAUCAUCAGCAUUAUCUGCCAAAGGUCUUCGCAACGCUCCUGGAGAAAACAAUUGCUUCCUAAACAGUGCUGUUCAGGUAUUCUGGCACUUAGAUGUGUUCCGGAGAAGCUAUCGACGCCUCACAGGUCAUCUGUGUAUGGGCAACUCCUGUAUAUUUUGUGCACUUAAGGUGAUAUUUACUCAGUUCCAGUACAGUGACCAAGCCUCCCUACCCCCUGAUGCCCUACGUAAGGCUCUGGCAGAGUCCUUUAUCAACCAGCAACGCUUUCAGUUGGGACACAUGGACGAUGCUGCUGAAUGCUUUGAGAACAUUUUACGGCGCAUUCAUUUCCACAUUGCCAAUGCCUACAGCGAGGAUGCCUGUCAGGCCCCCCACUGUUUGCCCCACCAGAAAUUUGCCAUGACUGUUUUCGAUCAGAUUGUUUGUAUUUGCGGUGCAAGCUCGGAGCCUUUAACCUUCCAUGAAUUGGUGCACUAUAUAUCCACUAGUGCGUUAGUGUCGCAGUGCAGAUCAAUGCACGAAACAGGUGAUAUCUUGCAUCCAGACAGAUUUGGCCUGUUACUAAGGAACGCAGGUGCUGUUGGUGAUAUUCGUGACUGCCCGGAUUCCUGUGGAAAAAGAGUUCAGAUCAGGAGGACACUGCUCAAUUGUCCAGAUGUCGUGAGCAUUGGACUAGUUUGGGAGACAGACAGACCCAAUACAGACAUGAUCAGUGAUGUUGUUCAGAGUAUUGGCACAACGAUACUCCUUCAAGACGUGUUUCACUCAGUUAUGGUGAAAGGAUUUAAAGAUGUUUCCAAGUUACCCAAACUGCAGUUGUCUGCUCUUGUCUGUUAUUAUGGAAAACAUUACUCUACUUUCGUAUUCCACACAAAGCUGAAUGUUUGGAUCUACUUUGAUGAUGCUACAGUCCGUCAGGUGGGACCUAGCUGGGACGAUGUUGUAGAAAAAUGUUGCAAGGGACAUUACCAGCCCCUGUUGUUGUUGUACACCAACCCUAACGCAAACCCUAUCGCCACAGAGACAGCCCCGAAAAAGCGGGUCAUGGCCCCUGGUUUUUCCACCCCUGUUAAAGUUCCUGCUGAGAAAAAACCCGAGUGUCGACACGAUGGAGUGAGACGGUCAAUAACGCCCAAUCCAGAUGGUCCAGAAGCUGCAGUUCAAAAUAGCAGGCGCUCGACAACACCUAACCCUACAAAUACUACAGAGCCUCUUUCUCCAGACACGGAACCUGGUGUCACCAAGAAACAGGUUGAGCACCAUCGUCAACAUAGCUUCCUCAUAGCAGUCACUGGAAAGACAGGGCGUGCAGCAGAACAGAAUAAAUCGGAGUACGCUGUACCUAAGAACAACACUGCUGUGAAACAUCGCCUUCCUGGAGGACAAGGUCAGCCAUCUGCUUCUGAGCACGAAGAGAGAAGUACCGGAAGAAAGCAACGACCCAGUGACCUACAGCUGCCAAAACAGGACGAUUCAGUGGAUGGAUACAACUAUACACUUUCAACACGUGACCAAUAUCGCCGUCCCUCUAUUAGCAGUCCAGAUCACACCGGAAAACCCUUGACUCCAAACUUUUCUCGUGGGGAAGUCCCACUCAGAAAGGAUAGCUUCAAGAGAGGCAAAGAUAAAGUUCCCGUGGAUGUGAUACGGUACCAGGUUCCCCGAACCUCUUCCACCUCCUCAGACUCUGACUCUGUUGGACAAGGUGACCACAACCAAGCCAACUCCAAGCCAGGCCAGUUAACAGCCCCAGUUCUUCCCCCAAAACACAGACGGACACAGUCCAUCUGCCAUGAAGAUGCUCCUCAGAAUCUGUCAGCAGAUCACAUAGAUGUUCGCCAACAUGUUGUAAUGAAACCGAAACCUAAUGCAGGGCACACUUAUGAAAACAUAGAAAACAUUGCCCAUACUCCUGUACAGUCAGGUCUUGCCACGCUUCCAAGGAACAAGAAAGGCAAGUCUGCACAACAAGUAUCACAGGGAGACAAAGCUUCGCGGCCAUCACUUCACAACCGACAGAGCACUCAGGCUCAGCCGGUACAGAUGGACAAGUUUUUCCAUUCAAGACAGAACUCUGUUGGUGGUCAGACAUCUCAUAGUCGAGAAAGUUCAACACAUACACUGACAGAUGACAGACACUCCAGACAGAGCUCUAUGGCUAGUCAAAUUUCGGAACCACAGAGUUCUGCCUCACAGGGAGGUACACAUAAUGAUAAAGUUAGUAGUCAGUCAAAUCCAGACGGUCUCUCUAGGAAGGAGCAAACAAAGCCAGCUGUUCCUUCUAACAAACCACCAAAGCCUGCCAAACCAGAAAAGAAACCAACUUUAUCUCAGAAGAAGAAGACCUCCAAUCCUCCCCCUCCUCCAACAAGGAAGUCUGAACUCCAAGAUAGCAAGGUGGCCAAACAGAAUUACAUAAACAGAAAUAUGGUGGAGAGUGUACUUCAAUAUCAAAGUCAAAAACUUACAAGGCAGGGAUCAAACAUUAGCAGUGUCAGUCAGAGCAGUAACACUAGCUUUGAUUCUGACAAUUCAAGUGUGAAGAGUCACAAAGAUGGCACCACAGAGAUCCUGUUUGAUACUUUGUCUCUGGACUCCGCUCACCGAGAUUCUGGGUAUGGCAGCAGUGAUAGAAAUAGUUCUAGUUCCACAGGGAGUACAACUCUCGAUCCCUAUGCACAGUAUUUCAUGAGUAAAAGCAUGAUUCCCCCUAAAAACCUUAACACACAAGGUGUAGCCGAGAAUUUAAAGAAAUUCAUCAACCAAGGUUAUGAGGGUGACAGGCAUUAUGGACCUACAACUUACACGGUGGGGUCUGUCCAGCAUGCAGGUCAGGCUGCAGUCCAGGUCACUAGCCAAAAGUUUCCUCCUCCAGAUGAUAAAUAUAAUUUAGAUAUGAACUAUGGAUGCUCAAAACCAAGUGUAGAGACUGGAAAAUCACAGUACCCAGUUGUAGACAAUAGCAAGAUAUCUGCGAAAUCUACAGACCCAGCCAUGGAGAGAAAACAGCUGUAUGAUCCAGCCAUUGUCAAGUCUCACACACAGGGGAAAGGGCAUCAAGUGUACCAGAUGUCCCAGAAAAUGAUGCCCCAGGAGUCUACAUCAGGAAACAAGCCUGGCUCUGAUGGAUUCAGCAGUGCCCCUAGCCAGAAAUCAGAGAAACCAGAAUAUCAUCAAGGAGCAGAUGAGUUUAUGAAACUGUGCCAGAAAGCUGAAGAACUGAUGGACCAAUGUGUUUUGGUGGAGACUUCUGAGAAUGGCUCCAUGGCUCUCAACUACUGUAAUGCUGCAAUAGACUGUCUGAAGCAAGCAAUGCGGAUCAACUCAGUAUCCCAGCAAUCCUUUGUGUUUGCGCAGAAGAUGCACAAUUCAUGUGUUCUCAAGUCACGCAGUCUACAGAAGAAGUUCUUGGUGCGUCAGGAGUCAAUGUCCUCCACGACCAGCUCUGACAGUGCCAGGUCUUCUCCCUGUCCUAUCAGUGUCUCCUCAUCUGAUCACUCCAGUUCAUCAUCCCAUUCUUAUGGGGAAAAUUGUGUUCAACAAAAUGUGCUAAUCUCAAAACUGCAACAAAACAGUGUCCAUUCCCGUUCAAGUUCUCGAGACUCUGUAGAUAGUGUAAUAGAGAAUAAAAAUUACCGCAAAGAAAACAGGACUAGUGUGAAACCUGACAAACAAUGUAGUGAAUCAUCUUCUAGUCCAAGUGUUAAUGAACGGAUAAUGUGUAAUCAACAGACCAGUGAUGGGUCUGUGGACAUAUAUGCAACGUUACCCCGUAAGGGGGCACGGCGUGGACAGAAGGUCUCUGGAUCUUCAAAUCCAGAAUCAGAGGUAUACAACAAAGACUUUGGGAACAAGCAGAGGAUGGUGAAUAGUAGUACAAUUCCUAAUGGAAGGACAGCUUCUUCUGGAUCAAUCACACCAACACCUUCUGAUAACUGUUUUGAUACAGAUUCUAGUCUUACAGACGGAAGUGACCACCAUUACAAGAUGCAGGUUCCCUCUCAACAGCAGGUUAAGGCUAACCGUGCAGAAAUAAGGCAGCUUCCUCACAACAAUGGAGGUUCCUUCCAUCAUCAAGAUUAUUACCCUCAAGGCUACACAUCUUCACGACAUCAGGACAAUGCAUAUUCCCAACCCCAGUCAGCUCACUCAACACAGCAUCACAAUGAGGUUUGUAAACCAAAUGCACCCUCUCAGUCUGUGGCGCCAGGUAACACUGUGCUGCCACCCAAGUCGGGCAAAGUCACCAAUCUGGCCACUCAACCUGCCAAGUCUACAUCAGACCUUGGUACGCGAGAAGCCAGUCCUCGCCCCGUGGAAGGCAUGAUGAAAUGGGUGAGAUCAACAUCACAUUCAACUCCUCGGUCAGUUAAGAAUAAGUCGAAACAAAAUAGUGUAGCUCGUCAGUCCAGCUUCACAGGCAACUCCCAACAGCCUGGACAAGGGCGACCUCACCCAUCAACAGUCUCCCAGACAACUGUACAGUGCGAUCGUCAGCCUCAGCAGCAUCUAGUCAACCAUACCUCUCAACAUUGUAAUCCCUCAGACUGCUCUAACAAUGAGGCACAAAGCGCUGGAUUCACCCAUGAUCAAGUUCCCUCCACCCUCUCUAACAUACCUAGCUAUCAACAUGGAGAACCAUCAGGUGAAAACCAAAUCACUUCCCAUCAAUCAACGACACCACAGAUGUGUACAAACAGUAAUGAGGCCAACUCAGAAUCUGAGGAGUUCCGACCCAGUGUAAGAGACCUGGCCUCUAGGUUUGAAGGCAGUAGUCCCAAUGCCCCAUCAUGUUCAAAUUCCAAAGACCAACAAGACAAUGCUCAUCUGCUUCCCUCAGGCAAUUUAGGCCGCCAACGUAGUAAAUCUGAAUCAGAUUUUAGGACUUUAGAUGUGAAGCCAAAGUCUGUGUUAUCACGUAGUAAACAGAAAAAUAAAGCCAACAGAAUGAAAAAGUCAGUGACGUUUAACGAUAAUGUGGCUUUAGUAGAUCUGAUGGACAUCUUUGCUCCACCAGAGGGAACUUCUGGAUAUAUGGACAGUAAUUCAGGCUAUGUGAGUGACCAGGAAGAACGAUAUGAUACAACUACUAGGUCAUAUUCCGACAAUGAACUUGAGGAUGAUGAUAGUAUGGACUCGCCAACGGAAAUAGCUCCCGGAGAAGUGGCUUGUAGUCUUUGUGGCAAACAUGGGGCACAGUACGGACAAUAUUGUGAGAAGUGCCACUGCUAUCUAGGUCAGUUUCAGCAGGGACGUUGUUAAAGCCCUGUGAAUUUCCCUGUUGUUGUUUAUCUUGUUAUAAAGUUUAUAUCUGGGGAAACCCCCGCACAAUUUGUUGUUGUUUUUGGAGGACUUUUUCCUCAGCUACCCACUGCCAUUUUCUAGUGCUGC
Messenger RNA from Ylistrum balloti, 5487 nucleotides. RefSeq lists its product as uncharacterized. The record is from RefSeq and is a predicted model, not a curated record. Lineage: Eukaryota; Metazoa; Mollusca; Bivalvia; Pectinida; Pectinidae. The coding region runs from base 1 to 5358 and encodes 1785 amino acids. Gene Ontology annotation, molecular function: cysteine-type deubiquitinase activity. The transcript has 17 exons. Gene Ontology annotation, biological process: protein deubiquitination.